GCUUCCGCCCAAAUUACUACACUUCCCAUGAUGCCGCGCGCAGCAGCUCCAUGUGGAUGUGUCUGGAGAACGUGCGCGAACAUGACAUGUGUCUGCUGAAGUAUGGAGCGCUGCGAGGACUCUCCUUAAACCCACAGCAGACCUUCGAGAAGUGAAUGUCCUGUAGGUGGCGCUCUGUAGGUGGAGGAGGCGAUGCAGCGGAUGUGGGCUCCAGUCACGUUGCGGCGUGUGGUCCUGCUGCGCUCUGCAUACCUGGGUCACACCUGGGCUGUGCGUGAGCUUCCUGUGACCGUCCGGACCUCACGCUGCUUCAGUUGCACUAAUGUCAUCAGGACGAAGGAGAGCCGCAAAACGUCCACGGAGGAAGAAACGCCAUUAAACCCUCCGCAGAGUCUGGCAGGGACCGAGGGUCUUUAUAAGGCUGAUACGGGGUCUGCCCCUCAGAAUAAGGGUGAUGUCGACCCUCUGCAGGACAAGUCUAUCGGACUCUUUCAGAGAUUUAAAAAGACGUUUAAACAGUAUGGUAAAGUCAUGGUGCCUGUGCACAUCGUCACGUCCACUGUGUGGUUUGGGAGCUUUUAUUAUGCUGCAAUGAAAGGGGUGAAUCUGGUCCCGUUUUUGGAGUUCAUUGGUUUACCAGAUUGGAUGGUGGGAAUUUUACGAGAUUCCCAGGGUGGCUAUGCACUCACAGCCUAUGCAAUGUAUAAGCUUGCUACUCCUGCACGAUACACCGUUACAUUGGGCGGCACGUCUGUGUCUGUACAGUACCUCCGCAAACACGGAUACCUCUCUACCCCUCCUCCUGUUAAAGAGUACCUUCAAGACAAAAUGGAGGAGACCAGGGAACUACUGACUGAAAAAAUGGAGGAGACGAAAGAGAGGUUUUCAGAGAAGAUGGAGGAAACCAAGGAACUACUCUCAGAACGAAUGGAGGAGACCAAAGGGCGCUUCUCUGGGACGAAAGACAAGUUUUCUGAGAAACUGCAGGAGACGAAAGACAAAAUGACUUUCCGUAAGAAAGCCGACUAGGCUGCAUGGGUAUGGGAAGAGAAACGUCACUAAAAACUCAAACUCUGCACACUGUGGAAUGUUUCACACGAUCAAUAAUUACUGUCACAAGGUAUUCGGUGUUGACUUAAAGGGAUAGUUCAACUGUUGCAGAACUAUUUUGAAAAAUGUUUUUGUCCAUAUAAUGCAAGUCAGUCAAGUCCAAAACAACAUUGGACCCCAUUGGCUUUCAUUGUAUUGACGAAAAAAGUAUUUUGUGUUCAUACAGGUUUGAAACGACAUGAGGGUGAGUAAAUUGAUGACGGAAUUUUAAUUUUUGGGUGAAGUUUCCCUUUAAGGCGGUGAAUGUUCAUACACAAGAACCAUCAUGUUGAAAUGGUUUCCAUGCACUUAAAUCUUCAAGUUAAGUGUUUUGGAGAGAAGCAAACUUGAACUAGCAAUAAUACUAGAAUUAUUUUAAGUCAAAAUCAUGUUAAGUGUGUUUGUGUGACUAUAUUAGUUCAGUUGUUUUAAAUGUAUUAAAAUCAUCUCUACUUGACUACCAAGUGAUAAUUAAAUAUCAGUAUCUAUUUGAUAUUUAAACGAUUUUCACUUGUUUUUAAUCAUGUGUUUGUAUUUGAGUUCUUGUGCAUAUUGCCUACAGUCAUCUAGACUUUACAACGUCCUGAAUUGCACCGUGUUUGUGUAUCUGGACAAGCUGCUAGUUUUUUAAUCUAAACUCAAAUCACCUUAAUAUGCCAAUGUUCAUUGAGAGAAUAAUAAAAUUGUUUAUCUGAAAACAUGUAUUGGAUAUCAUUUCAAUAUCUAAAGUAAAAAUUAAAGUAUUAGACACAUCAGCAACUGGUACUUUUAGUUUAUUAGUUUAACUGCAGUUGGACAACAGCAGAAGUACAAGCAUAAAAGUUUGACUAUAACAGUGAUUAGAGCAACAUGUUUUGAUUACUUUUUCUGAAAAAAAAAAAAAAUGCAUUACAGUAACAGACCUUAUGCUUAAAACCUAUUACACCACAAUGAUUUAAAUAAAAUAAAUAUGUACAUGUGCAUGUAUAGAAAAUGUCCACACACAUGAACAUACGGAGUAACAUGAGCCGUGUAAAAGGUCUAUUAUUGUGUAGCUUUCUAAUGCCGAAUGUCUGUUUUCUGACACUCGAUUAAGCAUCAGAGUAAAACGAGUCUAAACCUUCUCAGUUUUGUUAGUUCUCUGUGCUUGUGCAAGAAAAGCUUCAUAAGCAUCUCGGUACAUUGCUCAAAAUGUCACAACUGCUGUUAGUCAGGUGCUUGUAGUCAAAAUGGCAUCGCUAUGUACAUUAUCUUCAGGUAUAUAACUAUAGACAUGCGAAUACAAGCUACUGUACAGUGGAGCACCAGCACAUAAAUAUCUGCAAUUUAAAAUCGUUUUUUGCUCCUAUACACCACAUACACAAGAAUGUCUGAAAUACAGUAUAUAACAAAAAUAAGAAUGUUAAAACUACAUCUCUCAUUUGGUUCAUUAUUAAACUUGCAAAGACAGGAAGCACAACACAGGGUGGCAUGAAAAGUCAUGUACAUGUUGGGAUUCAAAUGAACACUGUUGUUUUAAGCAUUUCUUCCCUCAGCGUUGGUGUCUGUGAGUGGGAGUCUGGCACUGGUAACUACAUAUUCCAUGUUUCCAUUCCAAUUUAUAACUUACUUUAACUAGUUAAAGUUAAAAGGGUUUUCUACAGAAGCCUGUUUCCACCACUGUUUAAAUUUAUUUAUUUUUUUCCAGAAUUGCGAGAUAUAAGCUCGGACAUUUUUUCUGAGUUUAUAUCUUGCAAUUCUGUCCUUUUUCAGUGAAAUCUUAAUUUUAUCUAACGAUUCUGUAAUUCAGUUUUUUUCCCCCACAAAGGAAUUCAAAAAUUCAAAAGGCAAUCGUGACUUUUCCAUCUCACAAUUUUCAGUUCUGAGGGGGGGAAACAAAGGUCAGAAUUGAGAUAAACUCAGAAUUCUAUUUUUUUCUCAUAAGUUUUUUAUUUUUAUUUGAUUAAAUCUCUAAUUUCUUAGCUCACCUCUCACAUUUCUUUUCCUGUCAAGGAAUUAAAAAAAAAAAAAUUGUGAGAUUUGCAAUUACCUCAUAUUUUUCAUUUUUGUCUUGUGGUGGAAACAGGCUUUCAUAGUUUUCUGAUUAAAAACUAGUUGAAUAAAUUCCUUUGUGAGCAUGUGUGUGUGUGUGUGUGUGUGUGUAUAUAUAUAUAUAUAUAUAUGUGUGCCUUUUGUUGUUGGGGCAGUGUUUAAAGCAACAUCCUAAUCCAGAACAGCAAUUCAUUCUUUCUGUACCAAGAUGUUACUCAAUAAAACUCCAAGUUCAGUACUUUCAUAAUUAAGCAUCCUUCUGAUAAUGAAUUUCCUUGUUUGCCAAAAUAAUAAUAAUAAUAAAAUUAAGUUAAAAAAAGCACAUUUGAACUGUAGGCAUUUACAAAUCCGUUGCCACCGUGUUAAAAUCUUUAUAUCAGCUAUAAAUUGUUACAUUAUUAACAAUGUCUUUUUUCUGUGGUUUCUACCCAUUGGGUAGGAUAUGUGCAUACAGACUAACUUUAUUUACAGCACCUUACAAAUAAACGAUUAAAAAAAAAAAAAAAAAAAAAAAAGAA
Messenger RNA from Onychostoma macrolepis, 3617 nucleotides. RefSeq names its product family with sequence similarity 210 member Ab (gene mims1b). Gene Ontology annotation, cellular component: mitochondrion. The coding region runs from base 193 to 1029 and encodes 278 amino acids. The transcript is spliced from 4 exons. Lineage: Eukaryota; Metazoa; Chordata; Actinopteri; Cypriniformes; Cyprinidae. The record is from RefSeq and is a predicted model, not a curated record.